AUGUUGGUGAAUAGAGAAAAGGAACGAAACCCUUCUUUUAAGACAGAAGAUGAAACUCCAGGGGCCACCCUGAAGCCACUGGUGUUCCAUGUGGACGAGACCACCCCAGAAGUAGUGCAGAACGUCCUGCUGGAGCACAGUGGGUGGGGAUUUGACGAGCAGGAGCAGAAUGUUGAAGACUGGAAUCUGUACUGGAGGACUUCCUCUUUUCGAAUGAUUGCGCUCAAUGUCAAGCCAUGGCAGCAACUCAGCCUCCACCCAGGGAUGACCAAGCUCACCAGGAAGGACUGUCUGGCCAAGCACCUGCAGCACAUGCAGAGGAUGUAUGGCACCACCCUCUACGAGUUCAUGCCCCAGACGUUGUCAUGCCCAACGACUACACCAAGUCAGAGUGAGUACUUCAAGGAGAAGCAAAUGCUGGACACCAAGCACGGCCAUUGGAUAUGCAAGCCAGAACCAUCUCGUGGGAGGGGGAUAAUAAUUGUCAGUGACAUUAAAGACCUAAUCUUUAGUGAUACAUAUAUAGUACGGAAAUAUAUCUGCAACCCUUUACUUGUCGGUAGGUAAUGUGACCUCCGCCUCUAGGUCUGUGUCACCGGCUUUAAGCCUUUGACAAUUGUGUAUCAGGAAGGGUUAGUAUGGUUUGCUACAGAAAAGUUGGACCUCCAUAAUUUGAAAAAUUGCUACUGUGGCAUUUACUAUGCACAUUUGACCAACAGCAGCAUCAUUAAAUCUGGAGUCUCCUGUGAGAAGAUCAAGGAAGUAGUCGGUCACGGUUGCAAGUGGACCCUCAGCAGGUUCUUCUCCUACCUUCUCAAUGGGGAUGUGGACGACCUGCUUCUGUGGCAGAAGAUCAACAAUGUGGUCAUCCUCACUGUCCUCGCCACGGUCCCGUCAGUCCCCUUCUCUGCCAACUGCUUCGAGCUCUUCGGGUUUGAUAUCUUGAUUGAUGACAACCUGACGUGGCUCUUGGAAGUGAACCACAGCCCCACCUUGUCCUUAGACUGCCCGACAGAUGUUGAAGAGGAAACUCAUCCAGACGUCAUGGAACUGAUUUGCUUCAAUGGCCUGAGGGCCGAGGGGAGGGAGUGCCGGAGGGCGGAGAGUGGGAGCCCCAACCUCCUAUUUUCCAGGAGUGACAAGCGUGGGCUCAGCGGUUCUCACAGUCACCUUCCUUACGAGUCCCUCCUGCGACUCACUGGCAGGAUGCACAGUUAGAGCGGCCCUGCCAAGGAAGGCUGUGAGGACCUGUCCUGUCCCACGCGCCCUCCACAGCUGAGAGAGACGACACCUGGGCAGAAGGACCUCCUCCUGGCCACCAGAGAGGCGCCCAGAACCAAGCCCAGCUCCAGGGCAGGCACCCCCAGGCAAGGCGCUCAUCCCCUGCGUGUCCCCAUCCCCUACAUGUCCCCCAUUCAGUCACAUCCCUGCAACACCAGGAGCGCCCCAGCAGCCCAGUCGAAGGCAGGAGCCAGACCCCACGCAGGGAACUUUGUGCUCGUUUUUCCUUUCAAUGAAGCUACUUUGGGAGCCUCCGGGAAUGGACCGAGUGUCAAGAGGACCAUCCAGGCGCUGCAGAAGCUGGCAGACAAGCAGCAGCCCACGUGCAGGAAGUAAAGCCGAGUGACAUGGAUUCCUGACCCCAGGAGAGCCACAGGCCCGCCCCUGUGCCCCCAGCAUAGCAGCACGCGGUCUUACCCCGGGGCCAGAAAGGUGGCCGCAGGUAGAGCGUAACCUGUCCAUGCGGAGAUUGAAUUUCUGUCCCGCAUUCACCUGCUCAGAUUUCUUGGAAGAACCUCACCCAGCCCCUUCCUUGUCUGUGGGUAGACUUUAUUGCAAUUGUGUGGUGAUUUUUAAACAGGAGAAAAAGACUAUUAAAUCUUAAAACCCAGGAAUUCA
This is a messenger RNA of Ictidomys tridecemlineatus (thirteen-lined ground squirrel), 1899 nucleotides long. The record is from RefSeq and is a predicted model, not a curated record. Lineage: Eukaryota; Metazoa; Chordata; Mammalia; Rodentia; Sciuridae.